This is a messenger RNA of Dissoconium aciculare CBS 342.82, 1140 nucleotides long. RefSeq names its product Metallo-hydrolase/oxidoreductase. Gene Ontology annotation, cellular component: cytoplasm; membrane-bounded organelle. Gene Ontology annotation, molecular function: N-acylphosphatidylethanolamine-specific phospholipase D activity; zinc ion binding. The coding region runs from base 1 to 1140 and encodes 379 amino acids. The record is from RefSeq and is a predicted model, not a curated record. Gene Ontology annotation, biological process: N-acylphosphatidylethanolamine metabolic process; N-acylethanolamine metabolic process. The transcript has a single exon. Lineage: Eukaryota; Fungi; Ascomycota; Dothideomycetes; Mycosphaerellales; Dissoconiaceae.
AUGACGACUCCGUCGGCCACAGUGUCUGCGUCCUCCCCGCCAGGGACGCGACCAGAAAGUUACAACAAGAAAUCGCACCACGAUCUGCAGAAUAAAGGAUACCAAAACCCAUGGGAGUCAUAUUCACAUUUGUCAGUCCUUACGAUCUGGAAAUGGGUCUUCUGGGAUUCCUUGACUGGUGCCCGGAAGAAGCCCGACACGACUCCACCGACAGUUACAGUGCGCAAACCCACGUUCCUAGCCACACGUCAGACGGAUAGGCUGCGAGCAACAUGGCUCGGCCACGCUUGUUAUUUCGUCGAGUUUCCUGGUGGAUUGCGAGUCCUGUUCGAUCCUGUAUUCGAGGAUCGAUGCUGCCCAGCCGGUGUCCCUGGUCCCAAGCGCUUCACAGAGAUGCCAUGUCAGGUAGAAGAUAUUCCAUUUAUCGAUGCUGUGGUCAUCUCACACAACCACUACGACCACCUGUCACAUCCAACAGUCAUGGCCAUAAGGAAGAAGUUCCCGAACGUGCAUUUCUUUGUCCCGUUGGGCAACAAGCAAUGGUUUGACGCGCUGAAAAUCGUCAAUGUGACAGAGUCAGAUUGGUGGGACCAAAGCGAGUUCAAAAUUGCCGCACACGACGACCAGGCAGAGAUUUCGGCUACGAUCUCGUGUUUGCCUUGUCAGCACCAAUCUGCUCGAACAGCCUUUGACCGAUGCAAAUCCCUGUGGGCAUCCUGGUCUGUCCGAUCCGGCGGUAAAAACAUAUUCUUCGGCGGCGACACAGGCUAUCGAACAGUUCCACAACUGCCAGAGACCGAAUUUGAUUACGGGGAGAAGUAUACCCAUCUACCACAUUGUCCUGCUUUCAAAGAAGUCGGAGAACUUCGUGGACCUUUCGAUUUCGGCAUGAUUCCCAUUGGAGCGUACAAGCCGCGUCACUUGAUGUCGCCUGUUCACGCGAAUCCUUACGAUUCGGUCAAUAUCUUUGUGGACACUAAAUGCAAAAGCGCGAUGGGAAUUCAUUGGGGCACUUGGGUUCUGACCGAUGAGGACGUUUUGGAGCCGCCAAGGGUGCUCAAGGAUGCGCUUGAGUGGAAAGGUCUCCCGAAAGAGGGAGUUUUUGAUGUUUGUGAUAUUGGUGAGAGCAGAGAAUUUUGA